AUGGAGCCUACUGGUUUCCCGAAAACACCAAAGCUGGUGGCAUCCACUGGUGGUACCUACUGCUGCUCAAUUGCAGAAUCCAGGACCCGGGAAAGCAAGUUACUCAACAAUUGUUCAGACGUCCCGGAACCUCGACAACUAAGCGAGGAAGAUACAGAAUCCAACUACUUUAAAAGUGCUCAAUGGCAAGCUCAACUUUAUCACUGACUCUCUGUAAACUGCCACUAACAGUUUCAGGUCACCAGAUGGAACAAGCCUCAUCACUAGCAAUGCAGACAACACAAUCCGAACCUUCAUCCUCCCUCCAACCCUCCUCGACGAAUCCCCCUCCCCAAUCCCCCUCACGCCCUACACCACCCACCAAAACCCAAGUCCCAUAAACUGCGUGGCCCCCUACCCAAACUUCAACCUCUCAGACCCCUCCACAACCCUCUNCCUACACCACCCACCAAAACCCAAGUCCCAUAAACUGCGUGGCCCCCUACCCAAACUUCAACCUCUCAGACCCCUCCACAACCCUCUACCUCUCCUCCCCAUCCGCCCUCCCCAUCCGUCUCACCAACUCCCUCUCCCCCUCUCCAAUCCCCACAGCAACCUAUACCCUCAUCUCCCCCACCACAGAAGCAUACUACACCCCCUCCUCACUCCUCUGGACCUCCCCCGGUACCUUCCUCACCGGCACAGACUGUCUAAUAGCCCUCUUCAACGUCUCCCGCAACGGCCAGGGUCCCAUCCAAAGCAUGCCUACCAUCCCCUCCAAACGGCACGUCAUGAAAGGCGGCGGCGUAGGAAUGCGCGGGAUCGUCUCGGCGCUCUCACUCCAACCUACGAGUGAAGGGUCAGAAGCGGGAAUGGUAGCUGCUGGGACCUGGACCCGUUGUAUUGGGUUGUACGAUAUGGCGGGACUGGGAGGAACCGUUGCGACGUGGAGUAUCGCCGAAGCGGCGGAUAAGGACGCGGGGAUUGGGGGGAUGGGUGUUACGCAGACGGCUUGGAGCGCGUGUGGGAGGUAUUUGUAUGUGGUUGAGAGGAAGAGUAGGGGCGUGUUGGUUUAUGAUGUUAGGGAGGCGGGGAAGCUACUUGCUUGGUUGGAAGGGAGAGAAGCAGAGACGAAUCAGAGGCUUGGAGUGGAUGUUUUUAAUGCGGAGAAGGGGAUGGAGGUUUGGGCUGGGGGCGUGGAUGGUGUUGUGAGNGGAAGGGAGAGAAGCAGAGACGAAUCAGAGGCUUGGAGUGGAUGUUUUUAAUGCGGAGAAGGGGAUGGAGGUUUGGGCUGGGGGCGUGGAUGGUGUUGUGAGGGUUUGGGAGGGAGUUGGUAUGAGUGAGGGUGCAUUGGAGAGGUCGUGGGAGUGGAAGGCACAUGAUGGUAUCUAUCCCUUUAAGCAUUUGAGUGAUUUUGGACUAACAACGUCUACAGAUCCCAUCACUGCUACCAUCGUUCAUAGUUCUGGUACAGUUGUAGCAACUUGUUCCGGGCAAAGGUCUAUAUCGAUGUUCGAAGGAAGUGAGAGCGAGAGUGGCAGUGAAGAAAGCUCGAAUAAUUCCGGGGAAGAGUCAGACGUGAGUGAAGGAUCUAGUCGAUCUUCUAGUCAAAGCUUCACUCAACCAAAAUGCCCAGAUAAUAGUAUCAAAGUAUGGAGUUUAUGA
Messenger RNA from Hymenoscyphus albidus, 1644 nucleotides. The record is from the annotation of a GenBank genome assembly. NCBI's taxonomy places the organism in Eukaryota, Fungi, Ascomycota, Leotiomycetes, Helotiales, Helotiaceae.